CCGGGAUUCGUUUCAGUUGUUGGACUCCAUAUUAAUUUAUUAUUGCAAAAUCGUCGUUAAAUAUCGCCAAUUUCAAUAAAAGAAAUGUUAUUUCGUAUUGUUUUUGGAUAUACCAUUGCACAAUAACAACAAAUUAGUUCGUACGAAAAGCAAUCGAAGUAGACUAACAGUUUAUUAUCACUUUACAAUAUGGAACGAAUUGAAAGAGCAGGCAGUGAGUUCUGCGCUAUCGGCGCGCCAGAACCACUGUGCCUUUAUUCGGAGAAACAACACUUUUUAAAUAUGAUUAACAACGACGACACUUUCGAUUCAGUAUUAAUUAAUCGUAUUUCAGAAAAAUCUAAAAUAAAAUAUGAGGAAACAUUUCUGCAUGUCUCACUCAUUCUAUUGACAAUUAUGCCGGUUGUAUUCUACUUUGCGAUCGCGCGCAUUGUCUGUCAGCAAUUGGAAAAGAAAACGUUCGUCAAUUUUGUCUGGAGAUUCAUAAUCGAAUUCGUAAUAAUUGUUGUACCCACAGUGUUAUUUGUGAAUGUAUUCAAUGAUUAUGUGGGUUUUGUGAUGAUACUUUUCGGUCUCUGCGUUUUGUUGAAAUUAUAUUUGAAUUAUAAAAGGCAAACAUUUGAAAAUCAUUGGUACGAUUUAGGCGGCAGCCGGCCAUACGUUUUGACACUGGUGCGCGCAAUUAUUAAUUUGCUAACAGUACUUUGUAUAUUGGCAGUUGAUUUUACUUGCUUUCCGAAAAUAUUUCGAAAAUCACGUACAUAUGGCGCUGGUCUUAUGGACGUUGGUAUUGGGCUAUUUAUAUUCGCAAUGGGUGCCGUUUCGCGACCGCCAACUAAAUUUGCACACUAUAAACGUUUAAUGUUCACUGUACUGCCGUUACUCGUGCUGGGCACGUUACGUACUGUAAUUAUAAUACAUAUAAAUUAUAGUCAAGAUGAACACGAAUAUGGGCAGCAUAUGAAUGCUUUCUUUACACUGGGGCUCACUAAGUUGUUUGGCGGCGGACUUAGUGGCCUUGCGAAGCAUGGCUGGGCACAUGUCGCAAUCGGUGUAGUAAUCACAAUCAUACACGAAUCUAGUCUACAGUUUUUUAUAUCCGAAUAUGUUAUGAAUGGAGAUAUUGCACGAGAUACUCUGGUGCGUGCGAAUCGUGAAGGGAUUUUCUCGCUGCCUGGUUUCGUUGCUAUAUAUUUGAUAUCAAUUUAUAUUGGUCAAAUGCUACGCGUUAGUGACGGUCUAGUAAGUCACAAAGUACUGUUCAAUAAAUUGAAAGCAUUUGGCAUAACGAGCGUUGGACUUUGGCUGCUUGUAAUUGCCUGUAUAUACUCGAUAUCAAUUGCGCGUGUGACCUGCAAUUUGGGCUACAUAGCAUGGAUUUUUGCCAUAACGCUAACUAUGAUUUUUAUCGCCAUGGUAGUAUUUCAUUUGGUUUUAAAUGUAAGCUGGACAACUAGGGACGCUAAGUCGCCGCACGAGUCUUUUACCUUCACCGAGCCUUUGCUAGCGGCUACAGCAGGUUCGCGCAUCAGUACAAAUAUACUACCAACGCUUGUGGAAGCAGUAAAUAAAAACGGUCUAACAUUCUUUCUAUUGGCUAAUGUGCUGACUGGUGCUAUAAAUAUUUAUCUAGAGCCAAGUGAACGUUAUUAUAAAGAGAGUAUAUUUAUAUUAACCAUGUAUAUGCUGAUAUCGAUCGGUUUCGUUCAACUACUAUAUCGCUUUAAUAUACGAUUAGCAUAAUUAUUUGUAUGCGGUGCACAAACAAGCAGAACUCAAUAAGUUGAUUAAGCAAAAAUAUGUUAUAUUAACAUGUGCAUAAAUAUAUACAAAUGUGUGUGGAUUUUAUCUACGUUUUAUCUGUGAAAAAUGUUGUGGCUGUAUCCAACUAAAAAAAUAAUGUAAUAUAUUUGGUGGCAUAAAAUAGAUUUUUUCUGUAUUAAAUAGCUACUAUUUGCUCUAAAUUAAUAAAGUUGUAAAAUUAUUUAUAAAAGCUUUUGCUUGUUUAAACUAAA
This is a messenger RNA of Zeugodacus cucurbitae (melon fly), 2015 nucleotides long. RefSeq lists its product as uncharacterized. The transcript is spliced from 2 exons. Gene Ontology annotation, biological process: protein localization to plasma membrane; GPI anchor biosynthetic process. Lineage: Eukaryota; Metazoa; Arthropoda; Insecta; Diptera; Tephritidae. The record is from RefSeq and is a predicted model, not a curated record. Bases 190 to 1743 code for a protein of 517 amino acids. Gene Ontology annotation, cellular component: membrane; endoplasmic reticulum. Gene Ontology annotation, molecular function: glucosaminyl-phosphatidylinositol O-acyltransferase activity.